GCUCGUCGUUUGCGUGUCGGUGGGGACGUUAGUCUGUUUUCCCGCUUAUUUUCAUGUCAUUGAUCAACCAAAAUGUUAACCGUAUCCUCUGACACGCUGUCCCAAAAUGCCAACAAAUUGGACAAAUUCAUUAAGCUGCGAAAAGCCGGCGAAGGUACGUAUGGCGUUGUGUACAAAGCUAAGGAUAAAAUCACUGGCAAAUUUGUGGCUCUAAAGAAGAUGAAACUGGACAGAUAUGAGAAUCGAGACUCAGAGGGCAUACCUUCUACAGCCAUCCGGGAAAUUUGCCUUUUAAAAGAUUUGCAUCAUUCAAGCAUUGUGGAGCUCCUGGAUAUCAUAUGCGGGGAUCAAAAGUCAAUAUAUUUGAUCUUUGAAUAUCUUGAGUUGGAUUUGAAAAAUUAUCUGGAUUUAUCUAAGGAGCGUUUGCCAGAGGAUUUAAUCAAGAGCUAUGUGAAGCAAUUAUUUGAGGGUUUGGCAUACUUACAUUCACAUAGGAUUUUGCAUCGCGAUUUGAAACCACAGAACAUACUGAUAGACAAGGAAGGGCACAUCAAGUUAGCAGAUUUUGGUUUGAGUAGGUGUUUUAUGGUCCCGAUUAGAGCUUACACGCACGAGGUGGUAACGCUUUGGUAUAGGGCUCCUGAAUUGCUGCUGGGAUCAAAGAUGUAUGGACCUGGAGUGGACGUGUGGAGUUUAGCUUGCAUUAUGGCUGAGAUGAUCACCAAGAAAGCCAUAUUUACCGGUGAUUCCGAGAUCGAUCAGGUAUAUAAAAUGUUCAAGAUUUGCGGCACACCUAACGAAUCAACCUGGCCGGGAUGCACGAGUCUUCCAGAUUACCGCAGUUCUUUCCCGAAAUGGGAACCUCAGGAUCUGUCCGAUCAUAUCGAUUUUCACACACCUCAGCAGAAAGAUUUUUUAUUGAGCAUACUAGAGUACAAUCCGGCUAAGCGAUUCACUGCUAGAGAAGCCUUGAAGACUGAUUACCUGAAGCAUACGAAACUGACUUCGCCCGAGCUGCAAUCCUUCGAAGGUUUUUCGCAAAAUUAACCGUAGUUAAUCUACAUUAAUUGAAUUCGAAACACAUAGAGCCGGGAUCUAACUUUAAGAUAGUCGUUUCGAAUCAACAAUUUUCUAAAAUCCUAAUGGAUUGUAUGUUUAUUAAUUUUAAGUAAUUGAAAGAUGACAUUUUUUCUCCUACAUAUAUUUGAAUCAUUAUGACAAAGGAUUGUAUAUAUUGGAUACUAAAUAAAUCGAUUCUAUUUUUUAAAACUA
This is a messenger RNA of Nicrophorus vespilloides, 1272 nucleotides long. Its product is annotated as cyclin-dependent kinase A-1-like. Gene Ontology annotation, cellular component: cyclin-dependent protein kinase holoenzyme complex; cytoplasm; nucleus. Lineage: Eukaryota; Metazoa; Arthropoda; Insecta; Coleoptera; Silphidae. The transcript has 4 exons. Gene Ontology annotation, molecular function: cyclin binding; cyclin-dependent protein serine/threonine kinase activity; ATP binding. The coding region runs from base 73 to 1047 and encodes 324 amino acids. Gene Ontology annotation, biological process: regulation of G2/M transition of mitotic cell cycle; regulation of gene expression; G1/S transition of mitotic cell cycle. The record is from RefSeq and is a predicted model, not a curated record.